Messenger RNA from Phoenix dactylifera (date palm), 1103 nucleotides. Its product is annotated as putative germin-like protein 2-1. Gene Ontology annotation, molecular function: manganese ion binding. The record is from RefSeq and is a predicted model, not a curated record. NCBI's taxonomy places the organism in Eukaryota, Viridiplantae, Streptophyta, Magnoliopsida, Arecales, Arecaceae.
UAUAUAUAUCUAUCUACUCCAAGCCAUCCCAGCGCAUCGAGCUUCGAUCUAGACUCUCGAGUUCCAUUCCUCCUGCACUCUCUCCUGCUUAACCGAACAGACAUGGCUUCACGCAUCCUCCUCCUUGCUUUCCUUGCGCUGGUUUCUUCUCACGCAAUUGCUUCUGAUCCUAGUCCCCUCCAGGACUUCUGUGUUGCUGACAAAACGUCCCAUGUAUUUGUCAACGGUCUUGCGUGCAAGAACCCAAACGAUGUCAGAGCUGAUGAUUUCUUCUUCUCCGGCCUCGACAGGCCUGGCGACACUGCAAACAAACUUGGAUCGAAUGUGACUUUAGUUAAUGUGGAGAAAAUUGCAGGGCUCAACACCCUUGGCAUCUCAUUGGCUCGCAUAGACUUUGCUCCUUAUGGCCUGAACCCACCUCACAUCCACCCUCGGGCGACAGAGAUUUUGACGGUGUUGGAAGGCUCACUCUAUGUGGGUUUUGUGACUUCCAACACGGACAACCGUCUCUUUGCCAAAGUCAUCAACAAGGGUGAUGUGUUCGUGUUCCCCCAAGGUCUAAUUCACUUCCAGUUCAACUACGGGACGAAGAAUGCUGUUGCUAUUGCCGCAUUGAGCAGCCAAAACCCUGGUGUGAUCACUGUAGCCAAUGCGGUGUUUGGGUCGAAGCCGCCCAUCUCUCGUGACGUUCUUGCAAAGGCCUUUCAGGUGGACAAGAAGACUAUUGACUGGCUGCAGGCUCAGUUCUGGAUGGACAACAACAACUGAUAACUCUUUCUUUGCUACACGGAUUGCUCCGCUGAUUCAUUUGUAUUAUUUUGAUUGUUACACUUAUUCAUUUGCAUUCUUUAGCACAAAUAAGCAAACAAUGAGUUGACAAUUCUACAGCAAUAAAGGCAAUUUAUUUCCCAGUAGGAGAAAGUGCUUCUUGCUUCUGUUUUUAUUUUUCCUUUUGCUGUAACAUUAGGUCAAGAUGUUUGUUGGACUUGAUAUCACAAAUUGCUUAUUCCUUUAUCCACCAACUUUAUGUUUGUGAGCGGAUAGGAUGAAUUAAGCCAUAGGCAUCAUAGAGGAAAAGAUGGAUUUUACUGAAUGGAGGACUG